CGAUCACGCAUUUCAUUCAGAAACAACUGCCGCGCAGUUAGCAUAGGUAACGUCGCUCAAUGUUCCCCGUGUUCUCUUUCUUUGUCAAGACUUGCGCUCUACUUCAAAACCGCUGAAAUAGUACAGAAAUCCAAUUUGACGAAGUUUUCUGUCUUUCUCUCCGAUACGUUAACGCAGAAAACGAAAAAGAAAAUCUUGUCUCGGACACGUGGUCGCUACAUUUGAGCAAGUUGGCCUUUCUUUGUUUACGUCUGUACUGUAGGCGCUCUUUUUUAGCAGUUCUAGAACACUUGAUCAUCAGAUAUCAGUAAUCAUGGAACACGAGGAAGGACCCGUAAAACUCGUUAAAGUGAGUACUACACAGAAUGGUAGCGCACAGCCAGAGGACAUCAAAGUUACCCUACCAACAAACCCGAACCCUACUGGAGAUCCUGAAAAGAACAUAGUGAAAGAACAACAAGCUGUAGUAACCAUACAAAAACACGUUACUAUCGACGAUGGAAAGCGAGAAUCAUGGGGGAACAAAUUGCAGUUUAUCUGUGCUACUGUGGGGUUUGCUGUCGGUCUUGGCAAUGUCUGGCGUUUUCCCUAUCUUUGUCAGAAGAACGGAGGAGGAGCAUUCCUAAUUCCAUACUUCAUCAGUCUGUUCCUGCUUGGAAUCCCACUGUUUUUCCUUGAGCUUGGCAUUGGUCAAAGUGUGCGACAAGGGUCCAUUGGAGUAUGGAACUACAUUCACCCUUACCUGGGAGGGGUAGGGUUUGCCAGUGUUAUAGUAUGCCUCUUUGUUGGGAUGUACUACAACAUGAUCAUUGCAUGGUGUUUCUAUUAUCUGUUUGCAUCAUGGCAAAACCCUCUGCCCUAUGCUAAUUGCCCAUACACCAUAGUAAACAAUGUGAGUGUCAUGAUUCCAGAGUGUGACAAAGCAGGGAGAACCCAAUAUUACUGGUACAAAAAUGCACUUAAAGCCAGUUCAAGCAUUAAUGAAAGUGGUGGCAUUACCUGGCAUUUGGCAUUGUCUUUGUUGCUUGCUUGGAUAGUGGUUUGGCUUUGCAUGAUGAAAGGUGUCCAAUCAGCUGGCAAGGCUGUUUAUUUUACUGCAACCUUCCCCUACAUUGUGCUUAUUAUCUUCUUUGGCCGUGGUAUAAGUUUACCUGGUGCUAUGGACGGUAUUUGGUACAUGUUCAAGCCAGAGUUCAUAAAGCUUGCUAACCCCCAGGUUUGGCUUGAUGCUGCCACACAAAUCUUUUUUUCCCUAAGUCUUGCUUUUGGUGGUCUGAUUGCCAUGUCCAGUUACAAUCCUGUCCACAACAACUGCCACAGAGAUGCUAUCUUGGUCUCAUGUAUUAACUGUGGAACAUCUAUCUUUGCAAGUAUUGUUAUCUUCUCCAUUCUGGGUUUUAAGGCUCACAAGACCUUGAAUGAAUGCAAAGUAAUCCAUGGUCUGAAUGGAACUGAGCCUCUCAAUGAUACUGCUAGACUUGCCGAGUGUGGAAAUAUGACCUACUGGCUAUCACAGACUGCAUCAGGUCCAGGUCUGACAUUCAUUGCCUUCACAGAGGCCAUUGUCAAGAUGCCAAUCUCUCAACUCUGGGCUACACUGUUCUUCUGUAUGUUACUCACCCUUGGUCUUGGUAGCAUGUUUGGUACUCUUGAAGGUGUUAUUACUCCUGUGUAUGACCUCAAACUUGUCUCGUGGAGAAAGGAAUUUGUCACAGCUGCCAUCUGUGCCUUCUGCUAUCUGAUUGGUCUUCUGUUCUGCCAGAGGUCUGGAGAAUUCUGGCUGCAAAUGUUUGACAAUUUCUCAGGCACUAUUCCUUUACUCAUCAUUGGAUUUUUUGAACUAGUUGGUGUAUCUUGGAUUUAUGGCUUGAAAAGAUUUGAAGAUGAUAUUGAGUACAUGAUCAAGAUGCGUCCAAGUAUCUAUUUCCGUUACACAUGGAAGUUUAUCUCUCCUGCCCUGGUGGUGCUCAUUCUUGUUUUUAGUAUGAUUGGCAUGGGUAUUAAACCUGUGAAAUACUCUGGCGUUGAUAUGAAAACAGGGAAAGCCACCAAGCUGGACUAUCCCGGAUGGGCUUAUUUCCUCAUUGCUCUCCUGAUUGGCACUUCAUUCCUGUUCAUUCCUGCAAUAAUGCUGUUAAGACGCUUUGGAAUUUUGAAGUAUGAGAGAAAGCAAUAUGGAAAGGCAAAAGCUGGAGAGGAUGUAGCUCCUGCUGCUAUUACACCAUCCAUGUCCCAUAUUCCCCUGCCACCUUCUGAGCUUCCACUUGCAGGAAGAGCUGUAAAUGGACAAGCAUAACAAGGAGAGUAUCUCUGUUUGUCUGCUUUUUGCUCAAGAAUAAUGUUAUCAAAGGUUUCCAAAAAAAUACUAUCUUGUUUUAUGGUUUAGAGGUACGUCAUUUGGUGGUGUUUUUAAGGGUAUGUUUGAUGAUUCAAUCUCUCUGAGUUAAUAAUGUUCUUCUGAUUCAAAGAGCAGAUAAACAUCCAGUAAUAAGUGAUCACACAACCAUCUCCAGAUCAGUGAAAUAAUGGCAGAAACUCCUAGCAGACAGCAGACAGAAAGAUAUUCAGUGUGGCAGUAGGUCACAUACAGUAAGCUUUCUGUCUCACAGGAGCUAUUAAAUGAAUUAAAUUUGAUGCUUUAUUUCACUAGUACAGUUUUGAAUGUUGCUCAGGGAUAGCCUCAAUUUGUGCAGAACAUCAGUGUGUUCCAGUAAAGGUCUGUUGAGAUGUACAUUCUACGUUACUGUUGGUAUUUGUAAAAUAGUUUCAAACAAAAACUAGGCUAACCCUGAGUAAACAAAUCUGAUUAAUAAACAGUUUGGCAAUUUCCAUUGCGGCUAUUUUUUGUUUCAAAGAGUCCCAUUUUUAUAGUGACCCAAUCUUCUAUUAGGAGCAUGGAUCACCCAUUCCACAUAUUCAUCCCACUAAAGACAAGACUCAAGCCAUUUAUCUCUCUGAUUCAUGUUGAUGGCUGAUUAAUCACUUAUUAUGGUAUAACAUGGGAAGAUGGGAUAACUAUGGGAGGGAUGGGUUAAAAUGGGAUGGGAAAAAUGAGGGGAUGGAAUGAUAUCCCAGCACACAUGGUAUUUAUGACAUGACUGAUUACUAAUGAGUGCAUAUCAAAUUUUAAGCAUGGCCAUUUCAAGUAGAAAAUGACAACAUCAUUAAACACUUGCACUGUUUCUAUCAUUGCUGUGGUUACUGCUGUGCUGUAACUAUGGUAACACAUCAAGUGUUUCAUCACUUUAAGUUGAUUCUCAUGUAAUUAAGUUGGCAAACAUUGAAGUCCUGGUGGCUUUAAGUACGAUUAAGUUAAUAUUAUUUAAAUCAUUAAUGUCUACUGUGACAAUGGUUCCUGUUCACUGUAACCAGCUCUUAAGUUAUGUAUUUGUAGUAGUUUGUCACUAGUACUAGUACUAUGACCACUUGAUAUCAUGUCUUAUCCAUAACUGCACAUGUGGUUCAGCUAGUCACUUGUAGUUAGUACAAUAAUGAUCAUCAUGUAUGUGUGCAUUGGUAAUUAUCAUGUCUUAUCCAUAACUGCACAUGUGGUUCAGCUAGUAACCUGUAUUUGGUACAAUAAUGAUCAUCAUGUAUGUGUCCAUUGGUAAUUAUCAUGUCUUAUCCAUAAUUGCACAUGUCGUUCAGCUAGUAACCUGUAUUUGGUACAAUAAUGAUCAUGUAUGUGUCCAUUGGUAAUUAUCAUAGGCUUGUGUGUUGGGAUGUUUCCCUGUAUGUCAGUGUAAAUAUGUGCUUCAAUGACAAAAUACAUAGCCAGUAUAUAACUUGGUCGGACAUCAGUAUUAAUAAUAAUUAUCUAUUAAUAUAUGACAAGCCAUGACAAACUUCAGUCUGCAUGGUACUUUAUUGCGCUUUGUAUUUCUUAAGAAUGUUGCUGAAAAUUUGAAUUAACAGCUAUAUAAUCCUUCAUUAGUUACAUUCCAACUAUCCCGUUACUAAUGCAUGAUUAUCUUGUGAGGAAUUCCAGUGUUCCUUUUGUAAGGGACGUGUCAAAAACCACAACCAUGGAAUUUGUAUAGGAAAUCACACGAUCUCAGAUACUAUUCGGAAUUGUUAGGUAUGAGAGAUUGUCAUGAAAGUUUUCAAAGUAGAAUUUGAGAACUUUCAAAACACAUGAGUAUCUAUCAUUUCAGAAUUGCACUUAAUUGGGACUAUAAAUAAUGAUCAAGUCAUUUGUUGAGUGUAUCAUGAUAAACACAGUUUGCUUGAUAGAUUUGCUAGUUGUUGGACCUCGUGCUGUACUACUGCCGUGCUGGGUGGUAUAUGCGCUUGAAAUAACACUAAUAAUGUUAAGUACAGAAAAAAUGACUGCAGUUGUGGUUUUAGGAUAACUGCCAUCCAAAAUGUGUAGUCGUAGCAAAUUUGAAAAAUCAUCUCAUCAAAAUGUGUUGACUGAUAGGACUGAAACUGUAAGUUAAGAUAAAAAAUUAAUGUAUGGUUUUAGAGGUAGAGUAUAUUUUUAAAAUAUAAUACAGUGAUGUCCUAUCUAAUUACUGUAAAUAGGGUUAUCAUUAAUCAUUACUCAUUUAUGGCCCUGUGUUUUAAGCAUCUCAUAAUUUGCUUAACACUACGGGUGUUAUAUGUGUCCCAUAUUAUGCAUUCCACACAAUUAGAUAAUAUUCAAGGUGUGUUGGCUUUGGCUUCUGUCAAUCAAAUUUCCAGCAUUAAAGUUAGUAUAUUUUGAUUGACAGAUGACAAGAUAUUUGUAGCAAGAUUAUUAUAAUCGGUGUAAUCAUGUUGUGCUUGUAGUCAGUAGUUUAUUAUAGCAUUUUUAUCAGGGCCCAAAAUUAGCAGUUGUCCAGUUGUCAGCCAUGACUAUAAUUUUAAAUUGGUAACUGGAUUUCGGAAGACGGUUGUCCAGCUGAAAACCUAAAUUUUUGUCCAGAGUCUGUAUGCCGUGUUUGUUGAUUAAAAUAAAUAGCUUUCUUAAUGGUUUUCAGUCCAUUAUUAUUUUCAAUUCAGGCACAGAAAAAUUAAAUAUAAAAAAAAAGAAGAGUGCGAAUGAAAUAAGUUUGAAUCUGUGUCCCCAUUUUGAUUGUGAAAAUAUCACUGGCCAAGUUUUAUGCUGGAUGCAUUAAUCCUAUCACAUUUUGAACAAUGGAUGACCUCUUUUGAAAGGUAAUCUUGGACCCUGGUUUUAUUUAGGUUUCUUAGCAUUCUCUUCAUUGGAAUUACAUUAAGUAUAGUCACCUAGUCCAUUUAUUUCAACUAUUAUUUACAUCAAAGUAUUUAGAAAAAUUAAUUGAUUGUAAAAGCUUGAAUUUGCCAUCAAAUCUUAUAACCAGUAAUUUGUACAUAGUAAAAGUUUCGCUUUGGCUC
Molecule: messenger RNA, 5340 nt
Organism: Actinia tenebrosa (Australian red waratah sea anemone)
Lineage: Eukaryota; Metazoa; Cnidaria; Anthozoa; Actiniaria; Actiniidae
Product: sodium-dependent neutral amino acid transporter SLC6A17
Biological process (GO): nitrogen compound transport; amino acid transport; sodium ion transmembrane transport
Cellular component (GO): plasma membrane
Source: RefSeq, a predicted model, not a curated record